CAUACAACUUCAUAAACAGCAGGUUCCUUUUCAGAUCUCUUCCGCCUUCUACAGUUUUUGCAUCCUUGCAUUUUUGUUUGUGAAGCACAGAGAGAGGAUGAGGAAAUAUUUUGGCCUUCUAUAAAAGCACAAAAGACUUCACUGCCACAAAUACCUUAAGAUCCAACAUUCAAAAUGAAGACAAUUGUGUGGUUUGGGAUUGUUCUGGGAGCACUCUCCGCUACAGGAAAAGUGUUCAUCACAAAAACAGGGACGACUACCAUCUUAGAGUGUGGGGUCAACUCCUUCAGCAGAAGCCUGACGUGGAAUAAGAAUAAUGACCGCAUUUAUACAAUACAUGUUAGAAACGGCUUUGAAGGCAUGCCUAUGAAAGGCCGGAUUCCAAUUGUGACAAGGUCAAAGGUGAAGGAGAAAAAUCUUGAAAUCUCUAAAGUGAUUGUAGAAGAUGCCGGAAAGUUCACUUGUGAGGCAGAUGGGCAAACUCACCAUCAUACACUUCUGGUGGUAUCAGUCUCAGCCAGCCCCUCUGGUAGUCUCCAGGUGGGCAGCGAGGCUACACUCCAGUGUCAGGUAAAAGGUCUGGACUCACAACCCGAAGUGCAGUGGAGAAGGCCAGAUAAAAGUGCACACUCAGGGUCACUUAAACCUGUGGCCAGCUCAGAUGCAGGGACCUGGCAGUGCACCAUCUCCCAUGAUGGGACCAUACACACUGAGGACCUUGAGAUCAAAGUCACAGAGCCUACUACUACAAAACCUGCACCAGUCCCUUCCCAAAACUCAAAGGAUGGCCGUAAGACAUGCCCUGGCUGUGCUACUCACCCUAAAUCUCGAUCUGAUGCUCCUCUGAUCCUGGGGCUUAAUUGGUGGAUGUGGCUUAUAAUUGGAGUUGGCUGCCUGGUUGUGAUUCUCCUGAUUGUCUUUGUCAUUUGCUUGUGCAAGAGGAUCAAAAGAAAGAAGAGAAAACUGCAGAUGAAGAAUAGCCGCCAACUAAAGACGCCCAAGCAGUACUGCCAGUGUAACCGCCCAGCAGCUGUAGCAAAACCGCGGCAAGGACGCCGGAGAGACAAGUCAUCAGACCUCCCUCUGCAACCCCUCCUAAUAGAGUGACAUGAAAGGCAGAUCGAAGAAAGGAGAGAUAGACUAAAAAGAAAGAAAGAUGGAAAGAGAAAGAGAGCGAGCGUAAGAGGAAGAGAAAGAGGCGAAUAGAUAGAGAUAAAGAGAAAGAGAGAGCGAGUGAAAGAGAGAACCCUGGUGUGAAUAUGGAAUGAAUGUAAAUGGGCUUUUGAAUGCUCUUUAUGAAAAUAAAAAUCAAAUGUAAUGAUGUGGGCACUUUGAGCUUUUUCACCAAAUAUAACCAGUGAGCUGAAUGCAAAUAGACUCCCCCACUGCAAGAGAGAACAGCAACUGUCUGUACUUAUUCUGUGCAUUUAUGCAGCAUAUUAAUAUGUCCUUAUAUACAGCCUUGUCAACUUCCUUAUGUACUGCCUUGCAUCUUAAAUUUAAUUCUGCUGAUUUAGAUUUUUUUAGAUUUAGAUGUGUUUUCUGUGAAUUUGAUAGAUGUUUCUGUAUACUUUGUCUUUGUUUCUGCAGGUUGUGAAUAAAAAGUUGAGAACUGUA
This is a messenger RNA of Dicentrarchus labrax (European seabass), 1617 nucleotides long. It is a transcript of the gene cd4-2.2, whose product is annotated as CD4-2 molecule, tandem duplicate 2. NCBI's taxonomy places the organism in Eukaryota, Metazoa, Chordata, Actinopteri, Moronidae. The coding region runs from base 175 to 1107 and encodes 310 amino acids. The transcript has 9 exons. Gene Ontology annotation, molecular function: MHC class II protein binding; protein tyrosine kinase binding. The record is from RefSeq and is a predicted model, not a curated record. Gene Ontology annotation, biological process: positive regulation of ERK1 and ERK2 cascade; interleukin-15-mediated signaling pathway; T cell activation. Gene Ontology annotation, cellular component: external side of plasma membrane; membrane raft.